Molecule: messenger RNA, 853 nt
Organism: Nicotiana tabacum (common tobacco)
Lineage: Eukaryota; Viridiplantae; Streptophyta; Magnoliopsida; Solanales; Solanaceae
Product: ADP-ribosylation factor-like protein 2
Molecular function (GO): GTP binding; GTPase activity
Source: RefSeq, a predicted model, not a curated record
UUUCACUCAUACAUUCAACUCUGCUUCUCAAAGCUCGCCGCCGGCGAUUUCCGCCUGAAACCGUUUCUUUGCUUUUCUUAGGUGUUAUUAUAGAGACAUUCUAUGCCUCAUUGAUCCAGCAAAACUGGGGGUCGUUUUUGGUUUUAUUCUCAAAAAUUAUAAGGAAACUAGGAGCAAACACAAUGGGACUUCUCAGCCUUAUUCGAAAGAUCAAGCGAAAAGAAAAGGAAAUGCGCAUCCUUAUGGUGGGUCUUGACAACUCUGGUAAAACAACGAUAGUUUUGAAAAUAAAUGGGGAAGACACAAGUGUCAUCAGUCCGACUCUUGGCUUCAACAUCAAAACUAUCACGUAUCAGAAGUAUACCCUCAAUAUUUGGGAUGUCGGGGGUCAGAAAACGAUACGUUCUUAUUGGAGAAACUACUUUGAGCAAACUGAUGGCUUGGUGUGGGUUGUGGAUAGUUCUGAUCUGAGAAGGCUAGAUGACUGCAGAUACGAGCUACAUAAUCUUCUGAAAGAAGAGAGGCUAUCAGGAGCAUCGUUAUUGAUAUUUGCAAAUAAGCAGGACAUACAAGGCGGUCUUUCUCCGGAUGAAAUAGCAAAAGUGCUUAACCUGGAGGCCAUGGAUAAUAGCCGGCACUGGAGAAUCGUGGGAUGUAGUGCAUACACCGGAGACGGGCUACUUGACGGAUUUGAUUGGCUGGUACAAGACAUUGCAUCACGGAUCUAUAUGCUUGAUUGAGUAAAGUUUACAUUAAGAUUUUGAUUCAUUCAAGAUAACCUUUCUAAACACCUUUUUAUGUACCAUUUGGAAUACAUUUGUGGAUAUAAAGAUCAAAUUUCUGUACGAGGGCA